Ilex paraguariensis (yerba mate) is the source of this 438-nucleotide messenger RNA. The record is from the annotation of a GenBank genome assembly. NCBI's taxonomy places the organism in Eukaryota, Viridiplantae, Streptophyta, Magnoliopsida, Aquifoliales, Aquifoliaceae.
AUGGGUCUUCACCGGUUCGGUGGCAGUGGCAUCUUUGUAAGGAUCUUCCUUAUGAAUCUGGUCUUCUCCCCAGAGGGGCUGCUCAGUCGACUGGUAGAACAAGGUCCCAUGCCUCCCGGCCAACUAGGAUGGGACAGUUUUCAGGGCCUUUGGACGACUAAGUCAGCUCGGCUUCUCUUUCUGAAUCAGAUUCACUUCCGACGUGGAGCACACUUGACCCUGCGUCACUUGAUGUAUCAUCGAGGAAGAAAAACCUCUUCUGAUUCUGCGUUGCUUGCUGCAUCGAGAAUAGCUUUUCCUUCUGAACCUUCGUCAUUCUUUGAAGAGGGAAUUGCUGAUGAUUCCGGCCGGCUCUGUAGUUUCGAGGCUGGCUUAGAUCUUUCUGCCGUUUUGGGGAACAUCUUGGCCUUCACUUCUGCUUUGGUUGGCUCCCUUUGA